Pleurotus ostreatus (oyster mushroom) is the source of this 1707-nucleotide messenger RNA. RefSeq lists its product as uncharacterized. NCBI's taxonomy places the organism in Eukaryota, Fungi, Basidiomycota, Agaricomycetes, Agaricales, Pleurotaceae. Gene Ontology annotation, biological process: phosphorelay signal transduction system; protein phosphorylation. Gene Ontology annotation, molecular function: ATP binding; protein kinase activity. The record is from RefSeq and is a predicted model, not a curated record. The coding region runs from base 1 to 1707 and encodes 568 amino acids. The transcript is spliced from 11 exons.
AUGGCCGACAGUUCAAUACCUUGCGACCUCACUGGGCACGUCAGUCGACAGGAUCAGUACCCAGCGGCUCAUGGCGGCUUUUCAGAUGUUUGGAUUGGUAGCUGGGACAAGGGCGGUGAGACACUAAAGGUUGCCAUCAAGGUUCUCCGCCCUCAGACUUGUCAAGAAGAUGCGAGGUCCAAGGUGGAUAAGCGGCUGCGACGCGAACUACGGGUCUGGAAGGAACUGCAACAUCCGAACAUUGUACCGCUCUUCGGCGUCGUCUCUGAUUAUGGCCCUUAUGUUUCUAUGGUAUCCCCCUGGAUGGAGAAUGGCAAUCUUAACAAGUUCCUUACCGAAGAACUAACGCUAGCAACCAGGUUUAAGCUGUUGUGCGAUAUCGCAACCGGCUUGCACUAUUUACAUAGUCUCGAUAUUAUCCAUGGCGACCUCACCGGGGCCAACAUUCUCAUAUCGAAGAAUGGCGUCGCCUGCCUAAGUGACUUCGGACUUUCUACGAUCAUUGCAGAAUUCCAGGGAACUUCGUAUUACACCUCUUCGAUCCACGGAAACAUAAGAUGGACCGCGCCUGAACUCUAUCGUAUCGAUGCAGUUCCUUCCGUCACCUUCUUCUCUGAUGUGUAUUCAUUCGGGAGUGUCAUGCAUCAGGUACUAUCGGGCUGCAUUCCAUACCACAACUUCAAAUCUGAUGUCCAAGUCCUUCUGUGCCUCAUCAAUCGUAUCCGCCCUGAAAGACCGAUCCAUAACGUAUCAGAUGCCCAUUGGUGCUUUAUACAGCGGUGUUGGAUUGACAAUCCGCGGGCAAGGCCCAGCAUAACAGAAGUCCUCGCCGCCAUCUCCUUUUUCCAUCGAAAUCUCCUCGACGUCAGGCCCAAACUGUCUUCCGCUGACUCCGCUGGCUCGACGGCCACCUCAGACUCCCUGAUCGGCAACCUUUCGCUUCAACUCAACCCCACAUCGCCGUUGAUCAUUCCAAAGAGUCGCACAUGCUCGAAACACGGGUUGGUACAGCCCGUAUGGGCAAUAUCACCUCGUGUGCUUCUUGUCGAUGACGAUGCCGUUAUCCAGAAACUGAGCUCACGCCUGUUGCGGAUAUUUGGAUGUACCAUCGACGUUGCAACAGAUGGGGUUGCUGCGGUUCAUAAAAUGAACACUGCAAUUUAUGAUCUUGUAUUCAUGGAUAUCAUGAUGCCGAGGCUCGACGGCAUAUCUGCCACUUGUCGUAUUCGGGAGUUCGACUCGAUGACUCCAAUAAUAUCAAUGACCAGUAACUCACAACAGAGCGAUGUCCAAGUUUACUAUACAUCAGGGAUGAACGAUGUACUUUGUAAACCUUUCGGCAAGGAAGGCAUAUUGAUGAUCCUCGAGAAGUAUCUUGUCCACCUCAAGGCUAUGCAGGUUUUGCCUGCUUUGACCAAGGCACCCUCCCUUGGCCCAUUGGAUUCGGCGCCUGCCAUCACCCUCUCUGGCAAAGAACCCCACUCCACUUUGUCUAGACCAGGCACUCAAAUAGAUGCAUGCAUAUGCAAUUCGCAAGGUUCAGCACAGAGAAGUACUUCUAUGGCAAUUUCACCCCCUCUCAAUGUCCCCGGCCGGGAAUUGUCCACGAUUCACAAUCCCGGUGGGGCUUCCAGAACGAUGAAGAACGUUGCCGGGAUUAUCGCCGUUGUUCGGGGACAUACAAUCUUAUUUCUGAACAAGAUGUGA